AUGGGCAUUCGGUCGCUCUUCAAGCCCACCUUGGCCCACAUGGCGGGCUCCUUGGUGACUGGGGUGAUCCUCGCCAUCGGCCACCAUCUGUUCUACCGCCAUCUGGCCGGUACGCGCCCCCCCGACGCAGUCUACGCAGCCUUUGGCCGUUCGAGCGGCUUGACCGGCCAGCAGCUCAACUUGGCCGUCGGCUCUGCGUUUGCCUUUCUUGUCAAGGCCUUUCUAGGGAUGGGGAUCUCCCUUGCGCACGACCAGGCGACCUGGAGGACGAUCAAAGCGCGGCCGAUGCCCAGUGCCUUCAUCGAUGGAGCCUUUGCGGCCAAAACCAGCCUCUUUGAUCUCUUGAAUCUUCAUUUGUGGAAGCGAAGUGUGUCGACCAUGCUGCUCGCCGUGGUCUAUUGGCUCCUCCCCCUCACCGUCUUCUUCCCCCCAGCGACGUUGACCGUGCAGUUCGCUGCGUCUCCAAGCAGCUCACUGCGCCGAGUGCCCCGACUCGACUUUACCAGCACCAACUAUGCCAACCUCUUGCUCCAGAGCGUCAACAUUGACGACGUGGUAUCCCAGUCUGCGCUGACGGAGGAUUACUAUUACAGCAAUGCCCAGUUUGCCGUGCAGGCCGCGGUGGCAGCCUCGCUCACCGAAUCGCAGAUCCUGCCCGUGGCAUCGCCGGCCCUCAACGCGACAUGGAUGCUGGCCUUCCCGGCUCCGGCGCUGUCGUGCUCCCUGGUGGGCGCUGACUUGUACGUGAGGAUCGCGGAGAAUAUCGUAGAAUUCCUGGAAUACACCAAAUGUGCCGCCUCAUAUGGCUAUCUGUGUUGGACGCCAGAUGCUGGAGCCAACGGCUCGCUCCCCUUUGACAGCCAAACCAACUAUACGCUGCGCUCGUCGGCCCUCGGACCCGUCGACAGUGAAGAUGGCGCGGCUCUAUCCCUCUUCGUGGCCGUCCUGCCGGGGAUGGAAUAUAACCCCGACGCCUUGGGGUGCAUCGCCAGCGUGGAAGAAGCGGAAGACACCCUGGUAGACUCCGUCACGAUAUCCCAGCAGGUGGCCAACGCGACCAUUGCACAGUGCAAGCUGUACAAUGCCUCGUACACGGCCAAUUUCACCUAUGUCGAGGGGUCGCAGGCGGUAGAUCUCUCAAUCAAUGACUCGUACUACAAUCCCGUCUCCUGGUUGUAUGGAUUGUCAUCAACGACCAUGUUCGAAGAUGAGGCCUCGAAUGGAACCUUUCUGCCGGGGACGUACAACACGACCAUCAUGGAGACCUUUUCUUACCAGGCGGUCAUGGAGGCCUUCAAUGAGAUGCUGCUCGGCGGCAUUGCCAUCGUCAACGGGCUGCAGUUCGAGGUGGACGCCAUCUAUCAGGCCGUGAAUACCAACGUUGUGAGCACCGGACUCAUGAACACCAAGGAGAUGGCCUUUCUGAACAACUUCAACUUUAGCGAAGCAAAAGGCCAGUCCCUAACCGCUGCCACGCUGCCUACCACCUCCUGGAACGGUCUGUCCGUAACUCCAGUCCAGAAUCACACGUUACCCAUAGUCGAUGCGCUGGAGGAAAUGUUUCGGAAUGCAACCAUCUCAUUAAUGAACUCAUACCUACUACAACCCAAUUACUCGUCCCCCUAUGCUCCGCCCGAGACAAACGUCACCAUCACCCCUUACUACAACCGCUACGUCUACUCCCAGUCCAUCCUGUGGCUCUCGUACGGGAUUGGGAUUAUCUUGUCCCUUCUCGCUGUGGUUUCGGGUAUCCUCUGUAUCUGGUCAAAUCAAGGCACCUAUACCACACAGUUCUCGACCUUCCUACGAGUCGCAAAGGGGGUGUCUCUAUCCACGCCGAUUUUCAUGUCAGAUACCGAUGGGAAGGAUCCCACUCCGAGAUAUAUCAAAGACCUCGUUGUUGAGUUCCCUGACAAGUACACUCCUGUCUCUGGGAAUGACCAUGAUGAAUAG
Molecule: messenger RNA, 1953 nt
Organism: Penicilliopsis zonata CBS 506.65
Lineage: Eukaryota; Fungi; Ascomycota; Eurotiomycetes; Eurotiales; Aspergillaceae
Exons: 3
Coding region: 1-1953 (650 amino acids)
Source: RefSeq, a predicted model, not a curated record